AAACUCUAAUACAUUUUUUUUCCAGCAAAAAAAAGGAAAAAAGAAAAAAAAUCUUAACUGGGUAAGCAUAUUUUUAAAUUAAAUAAUUUUAAAUUUUAAAAAUUAUUGAAAAAUAAUUUGGGGUGCCAGGAACCUUAAGAAUUCCCCGAACUCCAAAACUUAGAGCUUGUAUAGAGCGAGAGAGAAGAUGCAUCUAUGGCCUUCAACGAUGCUCAGGGACUCAUUCAAGCAUGCUUAUCUGAAAAAGCUCGAAUGGAACCUAAGCAGAAUGAAAAGCGAGAAGAAAUCUUCAUCGUCUACAGAGGAGAAACUGUUGGAUAGCGAAGAAGGUGAAGUCAAUGGAGAAGUGGCAGGGACUAAAUCACCAACUCCACAGGCUCCCAAUGGGUUUCUUCUACUUUGCAACGAGAUACUGCUGCUUCUCUCUUGCUGUUAUUGUUGCUUCUGCUGUGGAGCUUGUAUCGAAAAUGAGAACUGAUGCAGUAUCUGUCCGGACAUUUGGUUGCUGAUGUACUUUCAAGAAUUUGGAUUAUGCAGAUUUAAAAUUAAGGACAAUAUUCUGUACAGUAUCUUUCACUGUUUUUAUUUAUUUUUAUAUUCUUGGGUUAUAUGUUAAAUUGUAAAAGGGAAUUUUUUUACCUGAAGCCGAAAGCAGGGCAUGGUGAUUAAAUAUUUGAGCCUUAUUCGGCACAUGGGACUUAGAUUGGAUAUAAUGUUAUAAUGUAGUUCUGUAUUUAGUUUUGGGAUUGGAAUCACUAUUUUCAGUUAAAAAAUAAUAAUAAUAAUUUAGUUUA
This is a messenger RNA of Ziziphus jujuba (common jujube), 794 nucleotides long. RefSeq lists its product as uncharacterized. Lineage: Eukaryota; Viridiplantae; Streptophyta; Magnoliopsida; Rosales; Rhamnaceae. The transcript has 2 exons. Bases 188 to 478 code for a protein of 96 amino acids. The record is from RefSeq and is a predicted model, not a curated record.